AUGUCAGGGAUUAAAUCUCCAUCGAUACGUUAUGAGGAUGGAAAAAUUGUUCCCGACGCGUGGGGUCUCGAUGCGCUAUUCUUUACCGAAUCCAGACUGCUACAGAGAGACGUUACUAUACUGUUGGAAUCCGUAUUUAAUCAAACUUUCGUCGGAAGCAUCCUCCACCCAAAUGGAAAUAUAGCUGAGUUGUUGCUGCGUCAUGGUCUUGCUCACUGUAUUGAUUGGAAUCUAAACUUAGUAAGCGUCCCAGGUGCUGCUGAAGCCUAUAAAAUAGCUGAAAGACUUGCGAAAGAAAAGCGACUUCGCGUGUUUGAAAACUACCAGCCCACACAAACAACGGAAGUACAUGCAGACAGUCUUCAAACAGUUGUUCCAGGGAAAAUAUUCAGUGGAAUUAUAUGUGAAGUCGGAAACGGUGAUAACGUCUCUAUCAAAUGUUCAGAUGGUGUCCAUAAAUUCUUUCUAUCCAGCAUAAGAGCUCCACGACCACAGACCAGCAGCAAGGAAGACGAUUCUUCUGUCCAACGUGGUCGUAUUCGUCCGCUUUACGACAUACCUUAUGUGUUUGAAGCUAGAGAGGUACUUCGCCAGUUCGUCGGAAAACAAGAUUAUGGACCAAAAGUGAAUUUCAAACGACAGAAGGUGCAGAUCGGAGGAUUUGAUGGUCUGCCAGCAUAUUCUAGGUUCCUCAUAACACGUUACAAUGAUUCGAUUAAAGAAAGCAAAUCUCUUCGCCCUGAAUUUCUCCCAGUGGAGUUAUGCAACCUGGAGUAUAAAUCAGAUCGUGGUGCUUGUAUUGUACCGCACUAUGAUGAUUCAUGGUUGUGGGGUGAUCGAUUGGUGACUGUCAAUUUGAGUGGUGCCACUUAUUUAACUUUCACAUUACCGACAGCUGACGUGGUGGAUGGCAUAAACCACGAAUUUCAACGUGUUCAAUCGUGUGUGCCAAAUGUUUCUCGGGGCUCAAAAGCCGUCUUUUGUCAAGCUUCACUAAGUAAAUUAUCCGAACAGAGCUAA
Messenger RNA from Schistosoma bovis, 1020 nucleotides. Lineage: Eukaryota; Metazoa; Platyhelminthes; Trematoda; Strigeidida; Schistosomatidae. The record is from the annotation of a GenBank genome assembly.